Molecule: messenger RNA, 720 nt
Organism: Chaetomium fimeti
Lineage: Eukaryota; Fungi; Ascomycota; Sordariomycetes; Sordariales; Chaetomiaceae
Exons: 1
Coding region: 61-387 (108 amino acids)
Source: RefSeq, a predicted model, not a curated record
AACCAGUUUCCAAGACGCAAAGUAAAUUGAAAAGCCUCGAGCCAAAUUAACACGCAAACCAUGCCGUUCAACUUUUCUUUCUCCAGCUCCGUCUCGGCAGUCAGUGUCGGGUCCGGCUCCACCAACGGACAGAACGGGGCCAGAGGAUGGGCCUACAAGCGCGAGUCCUACUCUAACAACAACGGGUCUGGCGUGCGCACGACCAAGCAGAAGCUGGGCGAGGCGCCGCAGACACAGACCAGGAUCUACGACGCCCAAGGCCGGCCGCUUUAUCUCGAGGGCGGCCAUUAUCAUAGGGCGGCCGGCCUAGACGACAGCGUCCCGCGCAUCGAGGAUGUCACUGAGGAUCAACCCCCGAGAGCACCUGAGAGGGAGGCAAGGAAGUAGGGCAGUACAUGGUCGAAUGCGUUAGGAGAAAUGAUGAUGGAUGGAGUGGUGCAGGCUUAUCCCGCAUGGGUGAUGGCACAAGCGGCGGGGGCUCUCAUUAAUUGUGAGACCGCGGUCAUUUAACUCAUGUGUGGCAUUAUUUCAAGCGUGGGACACGUUAACUUGUAUAUAUAACACAAAUCACAACCUGUUAGAGGUCAACGUCCUUCCCCUUCGCUGAGAUACACCUCGACCUGCACCCUGUGUCGACGGGCAAUACAGUACCUUAGAAUUAGAUAGUUUGUGGUUAGAAAUCCGCUUUCACCUACCUAUUCAACACAUGUAAGAUUGAGC